This is a messenger RNA of Entrophospora sp. SA101, 1233 nucleotides long. The record is from the annotation of a GenBank genome assembly. Lineage: Eukaryota; Fungi; Glomeromycota; Glomeromycetes; Entrophosporales; Entrophosporaceae.
AUGAAUGAAAUAGAAAAUAACCAACACGACCAAAAAAUAAAAGAAUUAGUGGGCAAAGUCCGCCAAGAAUUAGGAAGCGAAAUAAUCGAAAAACCCAAUAGUAAGGUCAAUGAAUACUUAAGUGAAAUCGAAAACUUAGAAACCGUUAUCCCCGAAGAAACCAAAAAACUCUGGACGGAAUUAGGAAUUGCUGAAGAUACUAAUCAGCAAAAAUUAGUUCAAGAAGUCCAGCGACUAGCGGAAUUAUUUGCUACUGAAAAUUCCCAGAAAAUAAAGGUCCAUUUUGCCACGGAAAAGACACCCCAAGAGCAAUUAAAAGGCCAGAAUGGAACCACGGAAAAAAAAGACGAAGAAUUCCAUAUUUACUUAAAUCUGGAAAGAAAGGAUAAACAGGGAAAUUUUUGCCCUAAUUUAGAAAAUCUAACUGAAGAAUAUCAAAAACAAUUCACUUCCUUACUUACUCCCUCUACUUUUCCCCAGGAACUAUUAGAGAUAAAGGAUUUAUACCAAGUUUAUUUUCCUAAUUUAGAGGAUAUCCCAGAUAGUCAAACUAGUCAAGCCCUAGUCAACCCAGAAAUAGUGGAUAAAACUUGGUCAAUGAUUCGCCAAGAAUUAAUAGAAUUAACUAGCCAAGAAGUAAAAAAAAAUCCCAGUGAAGAAGAAUUAAAUAAACUAGCCAUUAAGGCAACCAUUAAUGGUAGUGCUGACCAGCACUACACUAUUUUAGUAAACUAUCAUUCACAAAGUCCUUGCCAAGAAAAGAUAAAAGAACUAAUUGCUACUACUCCUUUACAGUUAGAAAACGAAGCUUUGAAACAGAAAACUAGUCAAUUACCUAGUCCGGAGAAUUUUGCUAAACUAACUAAACAAAAAACCGAGUUAGAAAAUUAUCUGCAAGAUUAUAUGACGGGUUCGCUCGAUUUGAAUUAUUUCACUAAAUUAGAAGAAUUAAAGUGUUGCAAUAAUCCUUUAACUGCUUUGAUGUUAUUUGACUGUCCUAAUUUAAAAAAAUUGGAGGUGGAUAAGGAAGUGCAAAUAUUUGCUCGCCACAACAUCAAAGAAUUAGUAAGGAGUGAGUUGGCGAAAAAAGAUGAAAGCCAAAGACAAAAACGCCAAGCCCGAAUAGUCCCAGCCUAUGCUUUAAUUUGGAAUAAUAUCCAUGCUGAUUUUACUCUCGAACUAACCAAAGUCUGGCAAGAUUUAGGUUUUACUCAAGAACAAGUCCACGACUGA